Molecule: messenger RNA, 1914 nt
Organism: Punica granatum (pomegranate)
Lineage: Eukaryota; Viridiplantae; Streptophyta; Magnoliopsida; Myrtales; Lythraceae
Source: RefSeq, a predicted model, not a curated record
UCAUUGAGACUACACACGACAUCUCUAUCUCAACUCUGACAUAUCUCGUGCCAAUGUCGGACGAAACGAAAGCGAUGACGUAUAUAUAUAUGGAUCUUCCAUGCUUCUUCCCAUCUGCCUUGUCUGCUUGCCCGACAAGAUUCCUCUUGACUAUAUCUAUUUCUCCAACUCAAUCACAACAGUUCAAUUCUGACUUUUAUAGUUCACGGAGAAACCCAAGGUCGCCAAUCGUCAUUCUCUCCACCUUAAUUACUUUCAGGCUUCAGCUCAGAAUGAGUGGCAAAGCAGAGCUGGUGUUUAUCCCCGGCCCGGGCGUGGGCCAUCUCUUGUCUGCAGUGGAGAUGGCUAAGCUCCUCGUCGGCCGGGAUGAAGGGCUCUCGGUGACGGUGCUCGUGAUGAAGCUAACCGAUAGCUCUGACAUGAACUCCAUCGCCGACUCUGUAUCAGCUUCCUCUUCCACUGGGCGCAUCCGGUUUAUCGAGCUGCCUCGGGCAGAGUUGCAGAACGGCUCUCCGAGUCUAGUUAGUUUCCUUAAUGCUGUUGAAGCCUACAAAUCCCAUGUUCGAGACGUAGUUCGUGGACUGGCUGACAGCGGUUCAGGAUCUGCCUCACCACGGCUCGCCGGUUUCGUAGUUGAUAUGUUCUGUGCGCCGAUGAUAGAUGUGGCUAAUGAGUUUAGCGUCCCUAGCUAUCUCUUCUUCACGUCUAGUGCCACCUUUCUCGGCGCCAUGCUCCAUCUCCAAGCCUUACAGGACGACUGCCAGCAGGACAUAGGUGCGUUGGUCGACUCCGAAGCGACCGUAGAUUACCCAGGCUUGGCGAAUCCGCUCAACAUCAAGCUCUAUAUGCCCUCUGAGUUGCGGAAGAAAGAUAUCUCCUCUUUGUUCCUCGGCUUGGCGAAGAGGUUCAGGGAGACCAAGGGUAUUGUGGUGAAUACGUUUGAGGAGCUCGAGCAGCGCGCAGUAGAGGCCGUAUUCGAUGAUAAGCUCCCACUGUUGUAUCCGGUUGGUCCCAUACUGACCCUGAAGGGUGGCAGUGACGACAAGUUGGGGUCAGGCGACAUAGUCAAGUGGCUCGAUGAUCAACCACCGGAGUCAGUGUUGUUCUUGUGCUUCGGGAGCAUGGGAAGCUUCCGCGAGGACCAGGUGAGGCAGAUCGCCCACGCGCUAGAGCGGAGUGUCCACCGGUUCCUGUGGUCCUUGCGCCGGCCCCCUCCAGGGGGCAAGUUUGAUGUCCCGCAGAGUUACGAUGACCCCAACGAGGUCCUUCCGGAAGGGUUCCUAGAGCGGACAGCAGGGCAAGGCAAGGUGAUCGGGUGGGCCCCACAGGUCGAAGUGCUGGCCCACCCAGCGGUCGGAGGAUUCGUGUCGCACUGCGGGUGGAACUCCACCCUGGAGAGCAUAUGGUUCGGGGUGCCAGUGGCUGCCUGGCCCAUGUAUGCAGAGCAGCACUUCAACGCGUACGCGCUGGUGGAGGAGCUGGGCGUGGCGGUCGAGAUCCGAAUGGACUACAGGAAGGGUGACGAGGUAACCGUCACGGCGGAGGAGAUAGAGAGGGGGAUAAGGCGGCUGAUGGAGACUGAAAGGGAAGAUAAGAAGGAGAAAGUGAGGCUGAUGAGCGAGAAGAGUCGGAGGGCGUUAAUGGAAGGGGGUUCAUCUCACUCGAACCUGGGACGGUUCAUUAAGGAUGUUUAUAACAAUAUCCCGUGAAUAAUUAUCGCAUAUAUAUUUGCCAAGCUCGAACUUAUACCGUACCUUUUUUUUUUUUUCAAUCCAAUGGUGACAGGGACUUAAAGUGCGUAGAUUAAUUUUCCUAACGAAAUAUAUAUAUAUAUAUAUAUGGAAGUUGGGUGCAUUCGAAUUAAUUUUCUCCAAUAAUCGAGCUUCGCUACCGUAAUUACUUCGGUUCACUUAA